AUGGCUACAGGAGGUGAACUGAGUCCUAGUCAUAGGAGAACGAGAAGAAGCUCUCGCAUCGCCAAUAGCACCAGUGAUAACAAAGAUGAUAUAAAUAAAAUACGGCGUGAGAAUGCUAAACAUAAUGAAGGAGAGAAUGAUGUGGAAUAUGUUAACGCUGUUCUGUUUGAUGAUAUUAAGGAAUGGGCUAAUAAAGCAAUCUCUACACGUGAAGAUACAAGCGCUAUUGAUUUGGAACUUACGAAAUUGAUUGCCAUUAUGUUGAAUGCUCGUGGAAUUUCUUGUACCAUAGAAGUGUUGGACCUAUUAACUAAUUUAUGCAUUACAUAUUUUGAUGAUUUGAUUAGUUUGUUGCAUAAGCUAGCAGAGUACCUGAGAAGAAGAAAGCCGUCUUUCAAUGACAUAAAUCUUUGUUUCAGCAUAAAAAAAAUAAAACCUUUCAGAAUAGGUGAAGAAUACCUCAUAUCAAAACAAGUGUCUUCAGUUUACAAGAAGGAAGUAGGCAUAGUUACUCGACAGGUCAAUGAGUUAACUUCGACUUUGGCAGGACACUCAAUUUCAGAAAAUGAUGCCGCUCUACCAUUUUUCGUAAACGACCAUUAUGAAAUGUCUCAACUCGUACCGAGACGGACUGAGAGACCCAAAUAUAUUCCAUCCUAUUUGCCUGACCUUCCACCAGAUUACACUUAUCAAAAUACUUCAGACUACUUGGAUAUAAUGUCAGAGAAAGAAGCUAGGUUAAAAUUAGUUGAGCAGUCCCGGUUAACAGAGCAAUCAUUGUACAAAUUGAUAGAUGAUGAUUAUUCGCAAUGGAGAACGAAUUUCGAGUCUCAGUUGAACGACCUGGGGGCUGAUAGCGAUAAUGAAGAUAGCAUAAUGAGUGAUGUAGCGCAUGAUCAAAAGACUGAUGUCGAAACUCCUGCUCCGGAACUUGAAAGAAUUGAAGAGAAGAGUCUAGAUGGCAAUAAUCUGGUAUUGGCUCCUGGUUCUACUAGAUUCGAUUUUGUAGCGUAUGCAAAGAAGAGAGCUUUGAUAAAGCAAAGGAAAGAAGAGGAAAUUGAACUUAAGCGAGAAAGGAGAAGAUCUAAUAUUUUCAUGAAAGCAGAGAAGCUUUAUUCACCUUAUGCGAAAUCAUUUCCAACGCUUGAAGAUAAUGAAUACUUCAGAAACAUUGUGCAGCAAGAGUUCAAGUCUGUUAUCAAAUCUGUGAGGUCGGCAGAGAAGAUAAAGAAAAAGAGAAUAGACAAAAUCCUCAAGGAAAAAGCUGAGAAGGCACGCAAUGAAAAAGAGUCUGGAACUAAAGAGUUCACUUUCAACUUCAAUCAUAUUAGUGAUCCUCUGGGAAUUGAUAGUGAUGAAAGCGAUGAUAAUAAUGUUCCCGAUUUCGAUACUGUUGGAAGAGAUAAUGAUAGCGAGAAAUCGCACACUUCUCCCCGUGAAACGUUAGAAAAUCAUGAAGGUAGCCCUCCACAGAAUAUAGUGCAGCCGCUUCUGAUACAGCCGUUAGUUCCGCAUUCGCAGCCGGAACUUCUGUCCGAUGAAGAUAAUAUGGAAGACCUCUUGACUCAAGAACUAGCUAAAGCUGAAAGUGACUUGCCUAUUAAUGACAGUAAUCUGAUGUCUCUAGGAUUAUUCGAAGACGAACUGGAUGUCGAUGAUCUCGAAGAUGUUUAG
Priceomyces carsonii is the source of this 1674-nucleotide messenger RNA. RefSeq lists its product as uncharacterized. The coding region runs from base 1 to 1674 and encodes 557 amino acids. Gene Ontology annotation, cellular component: transcription factor TFIID complex. NCBI's taxonomy places the organism in Eukaryota, Fungi, Ascomycota, Pichiomycetes, Serinales, Debaryomycetaceae. Gene Ontology annotation, biological process: transcription initiation at RNA polymerase II promoter. The transcript has a single exon. The record is from RefSeq and is a predicted model, not a curated record.